Molecule: messenger RNA, 4016 nt
Organism: Cavia porcellus (domestic guinea pig)
Lineage: Eukaryota; Metazoa; Chordata; Mammalia; Rodentia; Caviidae
Gene: Col6a1
Product: collagen type VI alpha 1 chain
Exons: 35
Coding region: 114-3197 (1027 amino acids)
Source: RefSeq, a predicted model, not a curated record
CUGCCUCCCAGCCUCCCAGCCUGGCUGUAACUGCAGUGAGGAAGGAGGCAGCUUCUCUCUCUCUCCCUGCGUCCCUCUGGCCUCCUCAACGGUGACCCAGGCCGGCCGGUGACAUGAGGUUGGCAGGUGUCCUGCUGCCCCUGCUGCUGCAGGCCUGCUGGGUGGCCACACAGGACAACCAGAUAGCUUCGAAGGCCAUCGCCUUCCAAGACUGCCCGGUGGACCUGUUCUUCGUGCUGGACACCUCUGAGAGUGUGGCUUUGCGACUGAAGCCCUAUGGGGCCCUGGUGGACAAGGUCAAGAGCUUCACCAAGCGCUUCAUCGACAACCUGAGAGACAGGUACUACCGCUGCGACCGAAACCUGGUGUGGAACGCAGGUGCACUGCACUACAGCGACGAGGUGGAGAUCAUCCACGGGCUCACACGCAUGCCUGCCGGCCGCGACGAACUCAAGACCAACGUGGAUGCCAUCAAGUACUUCGGCAAGGGCACCUACACAGACUGUGCCAUCAAGAAGGGGCUGGAGGAGCUGCUGGUGGGGGGCUCCCACCUCAAGGAGAACAAGUACCUGAUUGUGGUGACAGAUGGGCACCCCUUGGAGGGCUACAAGGAGCCAUGUGGGGGCCUGGAGGAUGCCGUGAACGAGGCCAAGCACCUGGGCAUCAAGGUCUUCUCUGUGGCCAUCACACCUGAUCACCUAGAGCCACGCCUGAGCAUCAUUGCCACUGACCACACCUACCGGCGCAACUUCACAGCUGCAGACUGGGGGCAGAACCCUGACGCCGAGGAGACCAUCACCCAGACCAUCGAGACCAUCGUGGAUAUGAUUAAAAACAACGUGGAGCAAGUGUGCUGCUCCUUCGAGUGCCAGGCUGCCAGAGGACCUCCAGGGCCCCGGGGCGACCCUGGUUAUGAGGGAGAACGUGGAAAGCCAGGCCUCCCUGGAGAGAAAGGAGAAGCUGGAGACCCCGGACGACCCGGGGACCUUGGACCUGUUGGGUACCAGGGCAUGAAGGGAGAGAAGGGGAGCCGUGGGGAGAAGGGUUCCAGGGGACCCAAGGGCUACAAGGGAGAGAAGGGCAAGCGUGGCAUCGACGGGCUAGACGGCAUGAAGGGAGAGACAGGGUACCCAGGCCUGCCAGGCUGCAAGGGUUCUCCAGGAUUCGACGGAGUCCAAGGACCCCCAGGGCCCAAAGGUGAUGCAGGUGCCUUCGGACUGAAGGGAGCAAAGGGAGAAGCUGGAGCCAUUGGAGAGCCAGGAAGGCCUGGGAGCUCAGGACCAGCAGGAGAUGAGGGUGAGCCUGGAGAUCCUGGUCCCCCAGGAGAAAAAGGCGAGGCUGGCGAUGAGGGGAACGCGGGCCCAGAUGGCCCUCCCGGAGAGAGGGGUGGCCCUGGAGAGAGAGGACCUCGGGGGACCCCAGGUGUGCGGGGGCCAAGAGGAGACCCGGGCGAAGCUGGACCCCAAGGUGACCAGGGACGAGAAGGCCCUGUCGGCAUCCCCGGAGACCCGGGUGAAGCUGGACCCAUCGGACCUAAAGGAUACCGAGGUGACGAGGGCCCCCCAGGGCCCGAGGGUCUCAGAGGAGCCCCAGGACCCGCUGGACCCCCUGGAGACCCCGGACUGAUGGGUGAGAGGGGUGAAGAUGGCCCCCCUGGAAAUGGCACCGAGGGCUUCCCUGGCUUUCCUGGCUAUCCUGGCAGCAGGGGCCCCCCAGGGCUGAACGGCACGAAAGGCUACCCUGGCCUCAAGGGGGACGAAGGCGAACCUGGGGACCCUGGAGAGGACAACAAUGACAUUUCACCCCGUGGGGCCAAAGGGGCAAAAGGCUACCGUGGUCCAGAAGGCCCCCAGGGUACCCCAGGACACGUGGGACCACCUGGACCAGAUGAGUGUGAGAUUUUGGACAUCAUCAUGAAGAUGUGCUCCUGCUGCGAGUGCAAAUGUGGCCCCAUCGACAUCCUCUUCGUGCUGGACAGCUCGGAGAGCAUCGGCCUGCAGAACUUCGAGAUCGCCAAGGAUUUCAUCAUCAAGGUCAUUGACCGGCUAAGCCGGGAUGAGCUGGUCAAGUUUGAGCCUGGCCAGUCGCAUGCAGGCGUGGUGCAGUACAGCCACAACCAGAUGCAGGAGCAUGUGGACCUGCGGAGCCCCAACAUCCGGAAUGCUCAGGACUUCAAGGAGGCCGUCAAGAAGCUGCAGUGGAUGGCAGGCGGCACGUUCACGGGUGAGGCACUGCAGUACACACGUGACCGGCUGCUGCCACCCACCCAGAAUGAUCGCAUCGCCCUGGUCAUCACCGAUGGUCGCUCAGACACCCAGCGGGACACCACACCCCUCAGCGUGCUCUGCGGCCCCAACAUCCAGGUGGUGUCUGUGGGCAUCAGGGAUGUGUUUGGCUUUGUCGCGGGCUCUGACCAGCUCAACGUCAUUUCCUGCCAAGGCCUAUCACCCCAGGGCCGGCCGGGCAUCUCCCUGGUGAAGGAGAACUACGCGGAGCUGCUGGAGGACGCCUUCCUGAAGAACAUCACGGCGCAGAUCUGCAUAGACAAGAAGUGUCCGGACUACACCUGCCCAAUCACAUUUUCUGCCCCGGCUGACAUCACUAUCAUGCUGGAUGGCUCAGCCAGCGUGGGCAGCCACAACUUCGAAGUCACCAAGCGCUUUGCCAAGCGCCUGGCUGAGCGCUUCUUAUCUGCGGGCCGGGAGGACCCCACAGUGGAUGUGCGCGUGGCAGUGGUACAGUACAGCGGCCCUGGCCAGCAGAGGCCCGGGCAGCCGGCCUUGCAGUUCCUGCAGAACUACACAGUGCUGGCCAGCGUGGUGGAUGGCAUGGAUUUCUUCAAUGACGCCACCGAUGUCAACGAUGCCCUGAGCUUCGUGACACGCUUCUACCGGGAGACCUCCUCAGGUGCUGCCAAAAAGCGGGUGCUGCUGUUCUCAGAUGGCAACUCACAGGGCGCCACAGCAGCGGCCAUAGAGAAGGCGGUGCAGGAGGCACAGCGGGCGGGCAUCGAGAUCUUCGUGGUGGUGGUAGGCCGCCAGGUGAACGAGCCUCACAUCCGGGUGCUGGUCACCGGCAAGACAGCCGAGUAUGACGUGGCCUUCGGUGAGCGCCACCUGUUCCGUGUGCCCGACUACCAGGCCCUGCUCCGCGGAGUCUUCUACCAAACGGUCUCCAGGAAGGUGGCGCUGGGCUAGGGUGGCGGCACACGCUGCACCAGGAUAGCCUCCCAACUCUGCCCACCAGGACCAGAUGGACCAUGUGACCUGAGCUUUCCUGAUUAGCUAGACAUUUUUAAAGGCAAGGCUUGCUGUCCACACCGACAUGCAUGCUUCGGGUGACCUCACCCUUGGCUGGCAGAGCUGGUGUCUGGGUCUCCUGCCCUCACAUGGACUCGCCUGCCUCUAAACCACCUCUCAGACCUCGCACUGCUUUCUUUCCACUCCCUGCCACCCCUCCUCAGGACUGGCUUCCUUACCAGUCCUGCCAGAACCUUCCUUGCAGUUCUUGCAGAACUACACAGUGCUGGCCAGCGUGGUGGAUGGCAUGGAUACUAUACUCAGAGCAGACCCUGAGCUAGUUCAGGUGAAAUGCUGCACUGUGUUUCAUUUUUGGAAAACCAAGGUCAAGGUCAAGAGGAUUUUCAAACACAAAGCAUGAGGGAUCAGGUCCUCCCAACAGGGGCUCAUAGUGGCCUAAUGAACCCUGAUCCCAGGCCUCAGACAUCCAUUGCUCUCGACAGGCAGCGGGACACUGGCACUGCAGCUGCUUCUUACACCCCUAUAGCAAAGGUGCUGCCCGCAAGGGCCCCACACUGAUGUGCAGGGCUGGUCUGGACCAGACAGCCAAAGCUUUCUCAGAAACGACUCGAAACUCUCUCUCCUCCAAGUAGCAGCUAGUCUUGUGUUUCAUUGAAGAUUCUUUUUAGAUCUAUUUUAUUUCUACUCCUCCUGUGUUUUUUUUUUAUCAGUCCUGUCCAUGUCAAUGACUUCUGCUAAUAAAAGUUCCCACUUCUU